Mirounga angustirostris (Northern elephant seal) is the source of this 4679-nucleotide messenger RNA. RefSeq names its product semaphorin 3D (gene SEMA3D). The record is from RefSeq and is a predicted model, not a curated record. Gene Ontology annotation, biological process: semaphorin-plexin signaling pathway; neural crest cell migration; axon guidance. Lineage: Eukaryota; Metazoa; Chordata; Mammalia; Carnivora; Phocidae. Gene Ontology annotation, cellular component: plasma membrane. The transcript is spliced from 19 exons. Gene Ontology annotation, molecular function: chemorepellent activity; semaphorin receptor binding. The coding region runs from base 723 to 3056 and encodes 777 amino acids.
UGCGCAGAGGAAAGGGGGGCCGAGGGCUGGGGGAGGAGAUCGGAAGGGGAGAGGUAAUCCCCGGCGUUCUGAGCAUCCCCUUUUAGAAAGACUGAGUCUCUCCCAGGACAGCUGCUGCGGUCACGCCACAAACUUAAAAGCCGCCCUCCCGCUCGGAGCGUGCCUUUCCUCGCCACACUCGCCUCCCCAAAGCUCCAGCUGGUGCCUGGCUCCCCGCCUGUCCCGUCUCGGCGCUCCGGAGCCAGCAGCGCCCCCUGCCUGCCUCCCCGUCUGGCCUCUGCGGCCGCAGCCUCCGCGCUCCGUCAGGGCCGCCGGCGGCUCCGCGGCUCCGCCAGGGCGGCCUCUCAGAGGAGCUCGCGCCGGUGCCCCCGGUCGCCGCCGCGCACGCCCACAGCCUGCAUCCCCUUCCUCUCUUCCCGAAAGGACAUCUGGCGCAGAGAGAGGCGGAGAAGAGUUCGCGGCAGAAAGACAGUGAUAACUUUGUGGAGAAAGAAGAGAAGUUGAAGACUGCAAGAGUUGAAGAUCACGUGAUUCUACCAUAUUGAAAAGCACCCAAAGACUUAGGGUUUUAAGAGGCCAACUCUAGCUAAAGUCCUGACCACAUAUUUUUAUCUACUUCUUAUCUGCCACGUGACCUUGGGAGAACCAUUUAACUCUAUACCUCAGUUUCCUCAUCUGCAAAAUGAGAUUAACACCCUUUGAAAGAGGACAUUGUUUUCAUCAUGACUGCUAAUAAAAAUGAGAGACCGAAGUCCAGGAGCCACAACUUUCACCUUUUUCAUGCCUUGAUGAUACUAAGCAUGACCAUGCUAUUUCUUCCAGUCAUUGGAACUUCUAAGCAAAAUAUUCCACGACUCAAGCUGACUUACAAGGACUUGCUGCUUUCAAACAGCUGCAUUCCCUUUUUGGGUUCAUCAGAAGGACUAGAUUUCCAAACCAUCCUGUUGGAUGAGGAGAGGGGCAGGCUGCUUGUAGGAGCCAAGGACCACAUCUUCCUGCUCAGUCUAGUUGACUUAAACAAAAAUUUUAAGAAGAUUUAUUGGCCCGCUGCAAAGGAACGAGUGGAAUUAUGUAAAUUAGCUGGGAAAGAUGCCAAUACAGAAUGUGCAAAUUUUAUCCGCGUACUUCAACCCUAUAACAAAACUCACAUUUAUGUGUGUGGAACUGGAGCAUUUCAUCCAAUAUGUGGUUAUAUUGAUCUUGGAGUCUACAAGGAGGAAGUUAUAUUCAAACUAGACACACAUAAUUUGGAGUCUGGCAGACUGAAAUGUCCUUUUGAUCCUCAGCAGCCUUUUGCCUCGGUAAUGACAGAUGAGUACCUCUAUUCUGGAACAGCAUCUGAUUUCCUUGGCAAAGACACGGCAUUCACGCGGUCCCUUGGGCCUACUCAUGACCAUCAUUACAUCAGAACCGACAUUUCGGAGCAUUACUGGCUCAAUGGAGCAAAAUUUAUUGGAACUUUCCCUAUACCAGACACCUAUAAUCCAGAUGAUGAUAAGAUAUAUUUCUUCUUUCGUGAAUCAUCUCAAGAAGGCACUACUUCUGAUAAGACCAUCCUUUCUCGAGUUGGAAGAGUUUGUAAGAAUGAUGUAGGAGGACAACGCAGCCUGAUAAACAAAUGGACGACUUUUCUUAAAGCCAGAUUGAUUUGCUCCAUUCCUGGAAAUGAUGGGGCAGAUACUCAUUUUGAUGAGCUUCAGGAUAUUUACUUACUCUCCACAAGAGAUGAAAGAAAUCCUGUAGUCUAUGGAGUCUUUACCACAACCAGCUCCAUCUUCAAAGGCUCAGCUGUUUGUGUGUACAGCAUGGCUGACGUCAGAGCAGUUUUCAAUGGUCCAUAUGCUCAUAAGGAAAGUGCAGACCAUCGUUGGGUGCAGUAUGAUGGAAGAAUUCCUUAUCCCCGACCUGGCACAUGUCCAAGCAAAACCUAUGAUCCACUGAUUAAAUCCACCCGAGAUUUUCCGGAUGAUGUCAUCAGUUUCAUCAAGCGGCACCCUGUGAUGUUUAAAUCAGUAUACCCAGUUGCGGGAGGACCAACAUUCAAGAGGAUCAAUGUGGAUUACAGACUGACCCAGAUCGUGGUGGAUCAUGUUGUUGCAGAAGAUGGUCAAUACGAUGUAAUGUUCCUUGGAACAGACAUUGGGACAGUCCUCAAAGUGGUCAGCAUUUCAAAGGAGAAGUGGAAUAUGGAAGAAGUAGUAUUGGAGGAGUUGCAGAUAUUCAAGCACUCAUCAAUCAUCUUGAACAUGGAGUUGUCUCUGAAGCAGCAACAAUUGUACAUUGGCUCCCGCGAUGGGUUGGUUCAGCUCUCCUUGCACAGAUGCGACACGUAUGGGAAAGCCUGUGCAGACUGUUGUCUGGCCAGAGACCCCUACUGUGCCUGGGAUGGAAAUGCAUGCUCUCGAUACGCACCCACUUCAAAGAGGCGAGCUAGACGGCAAGAUGUAAAGUAUGGAGACCCAAUCACCCAGUGCUGGGACAUAGAAGACAGCAUUAGUCAUGAAACUGCUGAUGAAAAGGUGAUUUUUGGCAUUGAAUUUAAUUCAACCUUUCUGGAAUGUAUACCUAAAUCCCAACAAGCAUCUAUUAAGUGGUAUAUCCAGCGGUCAGGAGAUGAGCAUCGAGAGGAGUUGAAACCUGAUGAAAGGAUCAUCAAAACAGAGUACGGGCUACUGAUUCGAAGUCUGCAGAAGAAGGACGCUGGGAUGUAUUACUGCAAAGCACAGGAACACACUUUUAUCCACACCAUAGUGAAGCUGACUUUGAAUGUCAUUGAGAAUGAACAGAUGGAAAACACCCAGAGGGCAGAGCACGAGGAGGGGCAGGUCAAGGAUCUGUUGGCAGAGUCACGGUUGAGAUACAAAGACUACAUCCAAAUCCUUAGCAGCCCAAACUUCAGCCUCGACCAGUACUGCGAACAGAUGUGGUACCGGGAGAAGCGGAGACAGCGAAACAAGGGCGGCCCCAAGUGGAAGCACAUGCAGGAAAUGAAGAAGAAACGAAAUCGAAGACAUCACAGAGACCUGGACGAGCUUCCUAGAGCCAUGGACACGUAGCUGUCUGUUUAAUUUAAAGAAAGGAAUUCUUUACCUGCAAAAAUACCGUCUUCUGUUUUGUACACCCCGUAUACUAACUCAUAAGAGCUUUCCAUGGAGUUUUGCUAAGGCAAAGAACACAAGAACAGUGAUCUGAAUAAGACCAUAUAUGGUCAAUAUGGCAUAGUAAGGGCAAAUAAUUCAGCUGGACCAGUUUUCCAAGAACUAAACACGUACCUGCAAAGUAUCAGAAUUAUCCUCAAAAUCGGGGCUUUACAUUUGUAAAUGUUUGAUGUGCUGAGUUUUUGAAUUUAUUAUGUCAUGUAAAUAAUUGAGCUGAGCGAGCAUCAAAUUUGAUAUUGCAAUAAGGUGCUUUAUUUCCCUUGUACGGCCAUUAAGCAUGGACUUGACCAUGCAGUUGUGCUAUAUAUGUGUUCUUAGGAACAGAUACAUCAUUCCACUCUAGAACUGGCUACCUUGUGGUAGGAAUUGUAGGGAAGACACAAAUUCAUACAGUUCACUCUAUCAGCAGGAACUUUCCCAGGGAGCCCUUCACUCUUGGUGCAGGGUUUAGGAAUUUGGAGAGGUGCGUUAUUUCAGACCCCAGAGGUUACAUUUGGUGUACUGCGGUGUGAUAUACUGAAGGAUGUAAAUGGUCCUCCCGGGAUUCCUUAUGCCUUGUCAAGAGUAACAGGUUCACAGAGAGAAGUUGGUGCUCGGUUAUGUGUUUUUUAGAUAUAUGCUGAGCUUUACAGGGACAGAACGUUUCAUAAAUAUUUUAAUAAUAUAUGAGAAAACAUUUUAAUAAGGGAAACACCAUGAUGUAUACUGUGUCCUAAUGGGAAUGCAUGCAGAUGGAAUUUGUUAAGAGACAGAAAGAAAGAAAGCCAUAAAUUCUGGCUUUGGGGAAAACUCAUAUCCCCAUAAAAAGGAAGAACGAUCACAAAUAAAGUGGGCAAAAUGUUAUGUAGCUUUAUUCACUAAAGUAUGAGUAGCUGCCAAUUUGCAAUCCAUCUGUUAAAAAAAUUCUACCUUAUAACAAACUGCUAGUGAAGUCUGAGGAAAAGUAAAUUUUCUAAAAGAUCAUGGGAAGAAUGAACACAAAUUUAUUUACAACCAAUGGGACUUCAGUAGUACUUCCUCUCUCUUUUUCUAAAAUUUCAUUAUACUCUGUAAAUUAUUUCCAUUUACUGCCUUUAUUCUCUCCUGAAUAUUGGAUUAUUGGGUUUUAUUUGAGUGAAUAGGAAAAUAACAAUAUAUACAUAUAGAGAGAGAUAGAAUUAGGUAGACAACAGAGGUGGGGAGCGGGGAUAUAUAUUUGUUGAGUAAUAGAACAAAUGCAAAAAUGUUGACAACGGAAAGGGUUAAAUUAACUCUUUGACAUCUUUUCUUCACACGGUAUUUUUGCAUUUCCCAAGAUUGUAUGCUGUAAUUCAAGUAGCAUUGUUUUAGUAAUUUAACAAUAAAUAAGCCUAAUGCAUGUAAAGAAAGCAAACUCACAGCAUUAACAUAAACAUUUUUCGUAUUUUGUUAGCACUUUCAAAUGUUUCCAAUUUGACUUUCCCUCUGCAGACCUAUGGUAUGUUUCCUGCCUGUUGGAGCAGAACUCACCUUUCCAUCUUGGAACACAAAACCCUUUGCCUU